This is a messenger RNA of Parascedosporium putredinis, 825 nucleotides long. The record is from the annotation of a GenBank genome assembly. NCBI's taxonomy places the organism in Eukaryota, Fungi, Ascomycota, Sordariomycetes, Microascales, Microascaceae.
AUGGCUCUGACAUCGAUUAUUCGUAAGGCGCUUUCUAAGCCUUCCCCGGCAUUCGGGUUCUGGCUGACGCUCCCGAGCACGGCGAUAGCGAGGACUGUCCUUCGCUCAGCGUCCAACUCGCCUGCUUCUCCGCUUUCGUGGGUGCUGAUAGAUGGUGAACACGGAUUGAUCUCCGAGAAGGACUACUAUGAUCUGUCUGCAACAGUCGCUAGUGAGGGAUCUAGUCCUAUUAUCCGAGUUCCCUGUGCAGAGGAGUGGAUGAUCAAGAGGGCUCUUGAUUCUGGGGCACAUGGCAUUUUGACCCCCAUGUGCCACACCGCGGAGGAUGCCGCGCGGAUUGUCAAGUACUCUAAAUAUCCCCCAGCCGGAAGCCGUGGGUACGGUCCGUCGUUUGCGGUUCAUUCGUUUCCGUCACUGGCACCGGGGCCCACUUAUGAAGUCAACGCCGACAAGCAGCUCGUGGUCAUGGUGCAGAUCGAGUCCCAGUCGGGCGUGGACAAUGUGGAAAAGAUUGCUGCCACUGAAGGGCUCGAUAUCUUGCUUAUCGGCCCUUUUGAUCUUGCCAAGCAGUUGAAUGUCACUUGGGGCGGCCCCGAGCACGAAGCGGCUAUUGCGCGUGUGUUGAAGGCUGCUCAAGACAACAGCAAAAAGGCCGCAAUCUUUUGCACCAACGGAGAUCAAGCCCGCGUAAGGAUCGAACAAGGCUUUGACAUGGUCUCUAUCGCGACCGACGCUACGGUGUUGGCGGAGGGGAUGAUGCGUGAACUCGGCGCAUCACAGGGUCUGGAUGGACAACGUAAGGAGACCGCGAACCCAACAUACUAA